ACUUAUUGUAUCAUACGUACGUAGCGUAGCCACUUACUUGCCUUUAUAAAUAACAAUCCAAGGUAGCUCUCGGAUCGACAUUCUGAACAACAAAUCAAAAUUCCAGGUUCUGCAAUCAAAGCUAUGAUGGCUACCCAAAAUUCAACUCAACCAAUACCGAAUCUGAAAGACAAGAUUCCGAAGUUAGAGCCGCGCCGGAGACGGCCUCCACCAUCAAACCCUCUUCCACUGCCGGAAACACCUGCUCUACCGCCGCCACCAGACACUUCAUCUCAUUCAUUCCAGGUUCCCACCCGGCGAAUCCUGUCCACCAAGGACCACGACCUCUUCCUCUCGUCGAAGACUUACACUCUCAUUCUAGCAUUCGUCUUCGGCCUCACAGACGCCGUAGUAGACGCCCCCAUAUCAGCCGUCAGGGACGACGACUGCAGCCCCAUCAUCAAGUCCAUCGUCGGUGUUCUCGACGAGAUCGAGGCGCUAGUCUUAGCCACCCCCCCGGACGACGCCGAAGGGUCGCGCUUCGGAAACAAGGUCUUCCGCACCUUUCUCGACAAGGCCAAAGCCGCCAGCCCGUCUUGGCACCAGAAGCUCGGGCUGACUUCCCGGGAUGCCGUCGUGGAGGUGGAGACCUACCUCAACCAGUCGUUCGGCAACCGGACCAGGAUAGACUACGGCUCGGGCCACGAGCUGAACUUCGUAAUAUGGCUGCUGUGCUUAUACCAGCUCCAGAUCGUGAAGACGACGGAUUUCAAGGCGUUGGUCCUUAAGGUCUUCGUCCGGUACCUGGAGCUCAUGCGCACGAUCCAGUCCACGUAUUACCUCGAGCCAGCCGGCUCUCACGGCGUCUGGGGUCUAGACGACUACCAGUUCCUCCCGUUCCUCUUCGGAGCUAGCCAGCUUCUCCAUCACCCCUUCAUCACGCCGAUGGCGAUACACCAGGAGCUGACUCUGGAGGAGUUUGGCAACGACUUCAUGUACCUCGGGCAGGUGAACUUCGUCAACAGCACGAAGACGGUCAAGGGCCUGCGCUGGCAUAGCCCGAUGCUAGACGACAUAUCCUCGGCGAAGAGCUGGUCCAAAAUCGAGGGCGGCAUGAGGAGGAUGUUCGUGGAGGAGGUGCUCAAAAAGCUGCCGGUGAUGCAGCAUUUUCUCUUCGGCUCGCUUGUGCCUGCUGUGGAAGGUAUGAGCACCGAGUCCGAAGCAGGUAUAUCGAACGAGGAGAAUGAAGCGGACGGAGGAGUGGUGGUUGUCGAGCAUGACGGGGUGAAGCACGUGCAUAACGGCAGUAGCUGGGGUGACUGCUGCGGAAUCAAAGUCCCCAGUGCUAUUGCUGCGGCCCAAGCCAUGAGGAAACAAGGUGCCGGAGAGUUGCGCCGGAUACCAUUCGACUAGAUUUUCUGGUCCCUCAUGGAAAAAUGAAGACGAUGCUACGAUAAAAUGUAAUGACAAGGGAUCUUAAAUCCCAUACUCCUUUACCAUGGCGUUGCUAUAAAUUACGGCAUCAAUGUGCAAUAUAUUUAUUCUAAUAUCAAUGUAUACUACCAUGAACUAGCACAUAUGCUAUGCUGUAGCUAUAGAGAAUCUAAUCGGCGUCAUACACCAACCUACCUACCUGAGACUGAAAUCAGAGUCCUACAACAGCAAUUGGGCGCAAGAGCAUACAUACAUCACAAACAAGGCAAUUUCAAACUAGACGUAAAACUC
Daldinia caldariorum is the source of this 1704-nucleotide messenger RNA. RefSeq names its product Phosphotyrosyl phosphatase activator. The record is from RefSeq and is a predicted model, not a curated record. NCBI's taxonomy places the organism in Eukaryota, Fungi, Ascomycota, Sordariomycetes, Xylariales, Hypoxylaceae. Gene Ontology annotation, molecular function: protein tyrosine phosphatase activator activity; peptidyl-prolyl cis-trans isomerase activity. The coding region runs from base 124 to 1392 and encodes 422 amino acids. The transcript has a single exon. Gene Ontology annotation, cellular component: protein phosphatase type 2A complex; nucleus; cytoplasm. Gene Ontology annotation, biological process: mitotic spindle organization.